AUGGAGCUUAGCUUCCUGCAGAAUGGUUUUUCUAAUUGGAAGAACGCCCUUGAGAAGUUUCGGUGCCACGAAAAAAGCACUUACCAUGUCGAUGCUGUACAGCACCAGCUGAGUAAAGCCAAAGGGGCACGUGUUGUUGAGCUCCUCACAAGCAAUUGCGCUAAGCAGCAACGUGAGUCUAGGGAAGCUCUUCGCGUUAUCGUGAGUUCCAUUCGCUACCUCUGCCGCACCGGUCAGGCCCUUCUAGGACACACUCAGCAGUUCGGCAACCUGGUGGACUUAUUACAGGAGCGCUGUGAAGACGUACCUGCUCUUAAGACAUGGCUAAGCCGAAGGGACAAGUGGCUGAGCAGUGACAUUCAGAAUGAAAUCAUCAAGAUCAUGGCUCACGCACUACAGCGCGAAAUCUUGGAAGACAUUAAAGUGACUCCAUUUUUUGGAAUAAUCGCUGAUGGGACCACGGACGUGGCGGGGGACGAACAGUUUACACUUUGCUUGCGUUGGGUGGAAGAUGCCUCACUGGAAGUUCAUGAAGAGUUUAUCGGAGUUUACAGCCCCCCAGACUCUAAGGCCAACACGCUGUUCUUAGCUGUAAAGGACAUGCUUGUGCGUCUAGGGCUCGAUUUUAGUCGUUUGCGUGGUCACUGCUUCGACGGUGCAGCCAACAUGUCUGGGCGCUUCUCUGGAGUUCAAAAGAGGAUCGUCGACGUUCAGCCGAAAUCAAUUUACGUGCACUGCGCCAGUCAUUCGUUAGAUUUGGCUCUCCAGGAAGUCGGCCGUAGCAGCGUAAUAGUUGCAGAUGCGCUAUGCGCCGUGAAAGACGUUUCCAACGCAAUCCUUACUUCUGCGAAACGGAAGGCCACGUACAGCGGCAUCGUUCUUCCUCCAUGCGUCGAUGAUGCACGCGCAAUACCUGCAAAGGCAAGCAGUCUUCUACCACUGUGUCCAACGAGGUGGGCAGUGAGAGUGAAUUCAGUUAAACGAUUCACCGAGAACUAUGAAAGGGUUCAGGCUACGAUGCAGGAGCUGUUACAAACUCCAGGAUCACUUAGAGAUGAUCGGAGAGGGAUUAUGAGAGGGUACGAAAAGCAGCUGCAGAAGUUUCAUACUCUAUUCGGAUUAAACAUGUCCAAAGAACUGUUUGGCCCAUGCGAGCAACUUGCCAGGGCUCUUCAGAGUCCCAAAUACAGUGCGACCGGAACCAAACAGGCAGCUAAAGCACUGUGUCAGACCAUGGCGAACCUGAGAACAGAGGACGGCUUUGAUCGAGUUUUUGAAGAAACACAAAAUGCCGCCAUGAGGUUGGGCCUUGAUCAGAGUGAAACCGCGGUCGCCAGACGCGUAAAACCGCCCACGCGAUUUGAGCAUUCAAUUAAGCCUGCUCCUCCAGUGGUAUUGGAUGCAAAGACAAAGCUCCGAAAAGAGUUCUUUGCGGCAGUUGACUGCGUGACAUCCGAAAUAAAAAAUCGGUUUGACCAACCAGGCAUGGACUAUCUAGCAAAGCUUGAAUGCGCGAUCGUCAACAGUACACGUGGACAGCGAUUAACCGAGGAGGCACUGAAAGAAGCUCUCGGAGUCCACAGCACAGAUUUUGAUCUAGACAGGCUUGCGGCACAGCUUCUACUCCUUCCAACAGUUAUUUCUGGGGCAGGUGUGAACACUGUUGAAGAUGUGGCUGAACAACUGAGGUCCGAGUCUCAAACAGUUCGGAAUCUUUUGGACCAGGUUGUGAAACUUCUGCAGCUUUUGUUGACUGUACCCGCAUCAGCGGCAUCAGGAGAGCGCUCUUUUAGUGCGCUCCGGCGAGUGAAGACAUAUCUUCGCAGUCGCAUGACGCAGGCCCGUCUCACUCAUCUUCUCCUCCUGCACACCCACCGGGAAAGAACAGGAAAGUUAUCUCUGGAUAAAGUCAUGAACGAAUUUAUAACGAAAACGGCCGAACGCUCAGCAACGUUUGGUUCAUGCUAGCUGUGUUUUUUUUUUUCGCAACCCAGUUAUAUGGUCGAGUACUGAGUGUCCUGUGUUUGUAAUCGACGCACCGGCGCAUUUGAUUAUCAGUCCAAUAUAGACGUAUUUUUGUUUCCUUCCUUAUUCCGCAUAUUUCUAGCUGUUGCCAUUUCCGUAAUGCACUAUGUCAUCGUACAGAAUAAUGUGUAACACCUAUUUGUGAGUCCAUGAUACAUUACCUUUUGUUCGAACUUAUACCAUUUGUGCUUAUCUGCAUCAUUAAAUCUGCAUUCGUCUACAUUGUAUAACUUCAGUUGACAUACUAUCGGCAAUUAAUUUUUUCUUGCGUGCGGAAGUGCUGAGCUAAAUGCAUGAAGGGGGACGCUUGCCUUAUGGAAAUUUUUUAAUGAAGUGCAUCUUUCCGUUGUUCAUAUAAUGUGUGUCACAUGAUUAAACAGAUCAUGUUUGUUAUUGUGACGGCUCACUUUAGUAAAUAAACAUUGUUAGUGUAAAUCGUUCUAAUUUAUGUGUGACUGUUUUUGUUUGAAGACGGGAAAUGACGUCUUUAUU
This is a messenger RNA of Rhipicephalus sanguineus (brown dog tick), 2517 nucleotides long. Its product is annotated as zinc finger MYM-type protein 1. The record is from RefSeq and is a predicted model, not a curated record. The transcript has a single exon. Gene Ontology annotation, molecular function: protein dimerization activity. NCBI's taxonomy places the organism in Eukaryota, Metazoa, Arthropoda, Arachnida, Ixodida, Ixodidae. Bases 1 to 1968 code for a protein of 655 amino acids.